AUGGAUGCUUCUUUGGAGGGUCUAGGAGCAGUAUUGGUGCAGGAUGGUCGUGUGAUUGCAUGUGAGUCACGUAAACUUAAGAAUCAUGAGCAGAAUUAUUCCACCCAUGCUCUUGAGUUAGCAGCAGUGGUGCAUGCUUUGGUUAGAUGGAGGCACUUCCUUCUUGGACAUAGAUUCAAGUUGUAUAGUGAUCACCGCAAUUUGCAGUAUAUCUUCAUGCAGCCGAAUUUGAAUGCUAGGCAGAGAUGUUGGAUUGAGUUCUCGUGCGAGGAUGAAUUUGAGGAGAUUAUUGCAGAGGUUACUGCAGGUAGAGCUCUUGAGGGAAGAUAUGCAGGUUACUCAGUAGAAUUAGAUGGACUUCUUAGGCAUUUUGGAUGCAUUUAUGUUCCACUAUCAGAUGGUCUUCGAGAUUUUAUCGUGUCAGAGGCACAUCAUGCGCCUUACUGGGCACAUCCAGACAGAUUGACCAAAGUAGUGCACUUUUCUCCGAUUAGGUCUUUGUAUAUAGCAACGACAGUAGCUCGAGUUUUCUUGGAGGGAGUUGUGAGGUUGCAUGGUAUUCCUCGGCGGAUCAUAUCAGAUCAUGAUCCAGUGUUCACAUCAGCAUUUUGGAUAGCUCUUUAG
This is a messenger RNA of Cryptomeria japonica (Japanese cedar), 624 nucleotides long. RefSeq lists its product as uncharacterized. The coding region runs from base 1 to 624 and encodes 207 amino acids. Lineage: Eukaryota; Viridiplantae; Streptophyta; Pinopsida; Cupressales; Cupressaceae. The transcript has 3 exons. Gene Ontology annotation, molecular function: nucleic acid binding. The record is from RefSeq and is a predicted model, not a curated record.